UUGAUAUCGAGAUACUUCCACAAACGUCUGCUGCGACAGGUGAUAGCAGAGCUGGCGGCACCCAGGUAACAAAAACAUCGCACCACUCGUAAACAUUGACACAGAGAGCAGACGAAGACUUGUGUUGGCUGAGUGAACAGGUUUUUACUAAGUCGGGAUUUUGCACAGAGAAACUCGAGUGUGUGGUCUCACAAUUACAGCCCCGUGGUGGUUGGGGGGUGAGGUGUAGAGUCCACUGGUCUCCUAGCCACCUUGUUUGUGAGGGCGGUGCCAUUCUCCCCUCGCCGCCUUACCCUCUGAGGAGUCGGAUAACCAUUUCACAGCUGGAUGCUGUGUAGGGAUGAGGGGGAGGGUUGUGUAAGUACCCUGCGUCACACAAGUAUCAUGAUACCCGGCUACUGUGAGUGGUUUGGGGUUCGGACCCCGCUGCUGUAGCCACUAGGCUUUCCUCGUGGUGCCAGAUAUGUGCUCAUGCAAAUCACUAGCAGGAUUACCUGACAGUCUUCUUUUCUUUCUUUUUUUUAUUGUUAUCGCUGAUGUUUGUUUUAUGAUUACUCUUGAUAUGUACUUGUUUUUUUAAAUUUGUUGCUGGUAUCAGCGCUGUUUUCUUUUUCUUUCGCUUUCUUCUUGCCAUCCUCUUCCUCCAUUAAACCCCGCGAGAACCAAUAUAAUCACGUGUCACGUGGCCUGAUGGUUAAUGCGUGUAUAAUAUUGAAGCUGACACCCUGCCUCCGCUAAAAUAAACAUCUUGAAGAAAAUCUCAUUUUACAGUAAAAUGCAAGGACCUUAAGCCAGGCUUUUACCGGGAUUUGUCCCGAUUUCACUGGAAGAUAACUCGUUUUUCACCAAGCUGUUCUUUCGUGAGAAUAUCUGCCAGGCAGGCCUGAAGUGAGUCACACGAGCUCUUUGAGCUCAGACCCACGGCUCUUUGUGGAUUUGAUCUCUACUUCCGGUGAGGGAGUGCGCGUGCGCGCUUGCCUACGAGCACGUUCAUAAGUGUGUGCGCGAGUGUGGAAACAGGACGUGUGAUUACUUGUCACCUUGUGGUGUGUCACAUGCUAGGGAGGAUUGAAUGACACCCUGCUGUCUACAACGGGUGGAGGGUGGCGGGUGGCCUUAUCAGCUGCGACAAUAGUGAAAGUUCUUGUUGCGAUUACCUCCUUGAAUGGCAUUUGCAGCCAGUGACAGUGACAGUGACAGUGACAGUGACAGUCGUGUGGCAGAAGGAUCAAUACAAGUCUCCUGGAGGCCAUGUCAGGAGAUAUGUAGUAACGCCACAGAUAUAUUGGAGAUAUCAUUAAUGCUACAUGUGAUCAGUUGAUAUUGGUAACGCUAUAUGAUCAACAGAUGCCGGUGACGUCACUAACGACCAGUGGAUGCCGGUGACGUCACUAACGACCAGUGGAUGCCGGUGACGUCACUAACGAUCAGCCACGUGCUGGUGCUGCAGGUGUUGGUGUGGUUAGAAGCUGACUUUUCACUGGAUGUUAACAGAGACCAGUGCAGUUGUAAGAAAAAGUCUCAUACAGUGUUACUGUCACCCGAAUACUCUGGUAGCGACACACAGUUCUCUGUCACUGUCAGCACCUGCCAUUAGCACAGUUUGCAGGUAACAACAGGUGGCACUAGGUUAGCUGCUGCUAGACACAGUUCUCUGUCACUGUCAGCACCUGCCAUUAGCACAGUUUGCAGACACACCCACUCAUUUCGCUGAACAGACGGAGGUGCUACAAAAAGUGCAGCAUGCUGUUAUUUUCUGUCUGUGUAAGGUCACUGCAGUUGUUUGUGUUUGCUCUGUUCAGCAAUAUCUAUAUUUUACAGAGACCGAACACCUCUUGAAGUGCUUGCUAGCCAUUGUUCUUUUGAUGGCACCGCCACCCACCCACCCCAAACAAUGAAACCUUUCAUUGCUCUCCGCUGGAAACUCACUGCCACUUGUUGUGACAUGACUGCAGUGACAGGGUGGAGAAGGGUUUGUUGUUGAUGAAGGAUGCGGAGAUUCGUGCAUGUAGUAGUAGUUGUGUCACAGACUGGCGGAGUCAUUGUCACAUUGUCACAUUGUCACAUUAUCACAUUAUCACAUUGUCACAUUAUCACAUUAUCACAUUAUCAAAUUUUCCUCCUCAACUUUGCUGUGUUUUGAUUUCACUCGUCUUGUGUAUGCACCCUGUACAACCUAACCUCUAUCUACACCAUCGUCUUUGAUCCCGAGCACGGGGACCAUUUAAUAUCCCCGGCUGUUCACAUCUCCACUUUCACCUGCGACACCUGGCCGCCUGCUGACGUCAGAGGGAGUUUGCACGAGGGCGACUGUUGACGGUUGCCCUCACCACAGACUCACUUGUCCGACAGGUUUUCUGACAAGGUGCCGGCCUUUCGCCGCUUGUCCACACUGCAGCUGCUGGCUUUGGGAUGCCUGACACUUUACAGCAACACAGGUUUCCAGACACAAAUGUAGAACAGCGGGGGAGUAGCUGAGAGUCCAUAAAGGUUCCACACGAAUGCACAAGUGUAGAGCGAGUGUUGCAGAACUAAUGAGUGGCUGACACCGCCACUUCUCGUGCUCACAGCCACGUGCACUGACUAAUGCAGGUUGACACUGGGGUCAGCGGGCUGAGGGGCUGUCGUCAUCAUUAGUUUGUGUACCUACAAGUAGAGUCUGGUGUCGUCCGGUGCACCAAGACACAGUCGAUCGAUCAAACGUUUGCAGCCAGGUAUCCAGAUUCUGGUGCAACUUCUGUCAACAAAGCUCCACCCGCCCAACUGACUUCAUUGCAGGCGCUUCACACAAUCGCCUCGUUGUUUGACAGAAAGGAAAAUACAGGGAUACCCGGGUUGACACCCAGUUACAUGUGUUGACAGGACUCAGUCACAGCCACCUGGCACAAUGAUAUCGGGUAGCAGGCUGGCGUCCUCCCACCCUGGUGUCCGAUCGUCAAGAUGUCUGAGAACAGUGACAGGAGACUACAGCUCUUCUCCACACCUGCAAGCGUAUCAAUGGCCACCGCCCUCCACCCGUGAGGAUGGAAGACAGGAGACAGCCAAACGACACGACAUCCGGGACAAGCUGUACAUCAGCUCACUGAGCCCCGCCAGACCUCACCCUGGCCUCGUCACAUCAGCCGGUGUGCACACACCUACCCGACCGUUCACAGUUGCCGACCCUGAAAGACACAAUAUGUUAAGAAGCUGCUCAAGGACCGGAGCAUGGAGACAUCAGGUGGUCAAACACAGUUUGGCUGAGGCUGGUUGUCAUGGGAACCCGACUGGCGUGUGCGCGAUGACUACGGCGCAAAAGAAAGAGAGUGUGGAGCUACCCGUAAACACAGAGCCAGCAGAGGAGGAAGUGAUGGCAGCAGGACAAGACAAGUGGACAGCGCCGGAGUUGUGGCCCUUCUGUCCGACACCAAGGCCCGCCAGCAACGACCAGCGCCAGUGUCUGAAGGGCAGAGAGGGAUGUCUACACUCCAGGCUUAGACAGUGCAUCCGCUACGUCACUAACAGACAGCGAAUGAAGCGAAAGAGUGAGAUGCCGGUAAAGAGCGAGGACGUGUCUUCACGCAUGUACAUCGUCACACGUGCGGCCUCGUCGUCUUCAUCGCCGAUGCAGGUGGACCCUAGCGACCUCUACAAGGCCUUCAUGGACACAAUCGCGCGCCAGACUCACCUGGACUCCACGGCCGUCCACAGACCUUUCUACCGACACAAAUCACAGAGGCUGGCCUGCCAGACCAUUGACAUCACGUGACCUUUAGGACGGCGGCACCCAGCAGCCAAGUGUGACUGUGCCGUUAAUAAAUAAAUGCUUAUUUCAAAGAAUGCACCUCAGGUAAAUCAUCAGCCAAAUCUUGCUGCGCCUCAGGCCUUAUGUCUCCCACACAUUCCUUCAGCUUGUUUAUAUAAAUCUCCUAUAGAGGAUGUGGUCUCCUCGGUCAUGUUUUUACAAUGUACCAGUGCAAGACAAUAACAGCUUGAGUCGUGCUGUGUACACCUGCUCACAUGUUAUGAUGUACAGCCUAGACUGACGGUCAGACUCCGCAAAAGACAAAUAUUUUCAAAAGUGUCUGCAAUACCAGGUGAUGACAAGAUGACAAGAGUUCCGUCAGAUUUCUGUGCGCCUGCAUGCAGGACCAACAGACUGAAGUCGUCCUUCGUUGUUUCGGUCAUGUGACUUCUAAACGCUACAGUGUGAAUGAAUUGAGAUCAUGUGUGUGUGAUUUGUGACUGAGGUUUUCCUGGUGUGGCGGGUAUGAAAGUGGUAUGUGCUGAGGAUUCUUGAUGCUGUGCUGUGUGGCUCCUUAUAGAGCUGCUCUUUCCAAAACGUUUACACUGCUUUUACACCAUGUGUGAUAUUAGGAAUACUUACAGCCCUUUUACUUCUCGACCAAAACCAAAAUAUUAUUGUGCUUAUUGCAAUUUUCUGUUACAAGGGCCAGCAGGGUAUUUAGAACUCACUCUGACACACUCACCACUCGGGCUCCAAGGCUACAUUCACACCCUCCCUGAAAACAUAUCUGUCCACAAAGUACUGACCCUGAAUUACUAAUCUUCACACCCUGGCAGUACUGUCAUGUUAACAAUCAUGUAUCGACUCCACCUGACACUGUUUAUAUGCCUUCAUCCAUUGCUUUAUAUUCUACUUUUGUACCUCAUCUUUAUGCCGUUUAGUUUCUAUAAGUACCUACUGUCUACUGUUAUCUUGUACCUCAUCUUUAUGUUGUUUAGUGUCCCUAGAAGUACCUCACUGUCUGCUCGCUGUUAUCUUUCAUUUAUCAUUGGUCUGACAGUGCGAUAUACCUUGGUCAUGAUGAUCACCUUGUAAGUACCCAUUAUUAUUAUUAAAGAAUGUACAGGGUUCAGAGUUUGUAAGAUAGAUGCAGCAUUGGUGGUGGAAACAGAUGUAUCCUCUAUUGAGAGAAGCAUUCACUGAUCUUUUUUGAAAAGCGUUUGCAUAACACAGAAA
Molecule: messenger RNA, 4963 nt
Organism: Pomacea canaliculata
Lineage: Eukaryota; Metazoa; Mollusca; Gastropoda; Architaenioglossa; Ampullariidae
Exons: 8
Coding region: 2888-3748 (286 amino acids)
Source: RefSeq, a predicted model, not a curated record